AUGGCGCACCGAACAGUCGCCUACUUUGUCAACUGGGCAAUUUAUGGCCGGAAGCACCUCCCCCAGACCCUCCCGGCCGAGAACCUCACCCACAUUCUCUAUGCCUUUGCCAACAUCAAGCCCGACGGUGAAGUCCAUCUCACGGACGCUUGGGCCGACACUGACAUCCAUUGGGAUGGAGACUCUUGGAACGACGUCGGCACGAACCUGUACGGUUGCUUCAAGCAGCUGAACCUCUUGAAGAAGCGCAACCGAAACCUCAAAAUCCUCCUCUCCAUCGGAGGCUGGACCUACUCGCCCAACUUCAAGGGCCCCGCCAGCACCCCCGAGGGCCGCAAGCGAUUCGCCGAGACGUCGGUAGAGAUCCUCAAGAAUGUCGGCCUAGACGGAAUCGACAUCGAUUGGGAGUACCCCGCCAACGCGCAGGAGGCGGCGGACUACGUGGAGCUCCUCCGCGUGUGUCGCGAGGCACUCGACCAAUAUAGCAAUACCCUCCCGACGCCGUAUCACUUUGAGUUGACGGUGGCGAGUCCCUGCGGAACCGAGAACUACCAAAGGAUGGACCUCCGGGGCAUGGACCAGUACCUCGACUUCUGGAACGUCAUGGCCUACGACUACGCAGGAUCCUGGGACAGCGUCGCUGCUCACCAGGCUAACCUUUACCCCUGCGGAUCGAACCCCAAAUCCACGCCCUUCUCCACGCAGGCCGCCCUCGACUACUACACGAACCAUGCCGGAAUCGCGCCCAACAAGAUCGUCAUAGGAAUGCCUCUCUACGGCCGCGGAUUCGAGAACACGGACGGCCCGGGCUCGUCCUAUCAAGGCGUUGGCCAAGGCAACUGGGAGGCAGGCGUCUACGACUUCAAGAAGCUGCCCCUCGACGGCGCAUCCGAGGUCAAUGAUCCCGCUCUCGGUGCAAGCUACUGCUUUAACCCGUCCACCAGGACUUUCGUUACUUACGAUACCGUGCCUACGGCGAGACUAAAGGCGGACUACAUCAAGGCGAGGGGUCUCGGUGGUGCCAUGUGGUGGGAGAGCAGCUCGGAUAAGGAGGGCCAGGAGAGCAUCAUUGGGAACGUCACCAACGUAUUUGGUGGACCGGGCUGUCUCCAGAAGAAGGAGAAUUGCAUUUCCUAUCCGCACACGAAGUACGACAAUCUGAGGAAUGGGUUUCCUGAUCAGUGA
Parascedosporium putredinis is the source of this 1185-nucleotide messenger RNA. The record is from the annotation of a GenBank genome assembly. NCBI's taxonomy places the organism in Eukaryota, Fungi, Ascomycota, Sordariomycetes, Microascales, Microascaceae.